CACCUCUUCUUGUCUUUUCUGAACAUAGCAAAUCCAGUCUUUCUGAUUAUUUGUCUACUAGCAAUGGCUUCACCACAAACCAUCUAUCUCGCCGUCAGUCAGGCACACACCCUCGCCAGCACCCCGGAGACUGUUCAGGCCUUGUCCCAGCAAUGUCGGCAAGCAGCCAAGCAGACCCCAUCACCCGAUCUGAUUCUCUUUCCGGAAGCUUACAUUGGAGGCUAUCCUCGUGGGGCGACCUUUGGAGCCAAGGUGGGAUCUCGAGACGAUGAAGGCAGAGAACAAUACCUGAACUACUUCAAGGAUGCGGUGGAUCUGGGCGAUACGCCUGAAGGAGCGGGGGAGAAGUGGGUGAGAAGGGAAUUGGAGGGGCAGGACGGGAGUGGAAGUGGAGUCCGAAGGGGCGAUGGAGUCCGCGAGGAGCUGGAACUAGUGGCUCGCGAGACGGGUAUCUUCAUCGUCACUGGAUUGGUUGAGAGGGCUGGGGGGACUCUUUAUUGUGCGGUAGUAUAUGUCUGUCCCAAGUUGGGAGUGAUUGGCAAGCGGAGAAAGGUCAUGCCGACAGGAAGUGAGCGUCUGGUUUGGGGCCAGGGGCAGCCCUCGUCGCUCCGUGCUGUGACUACCACCAUCAAAGGCGUGAAACUCACCCUAGCAGCUGCUAUCUGUUGGGAAAACUACAUGCCGCUGUUGAGGCACUCCCUCUACAGCCAGAAUGUCAAUCUCUAUCUAGCCCCUACAGCCGAUCAGCGUGACGCUUGGGCCCCUCUCAUGAGAACCAUUGCCUGCGAGGGUAGAUGUUUCGUCUUGAGUGCCAACCAAUGCCACAGGAAGAAGGACCAGCCUGCCUGGGUUUACGGGGAAAAGUCCGAGAGUGAGGAGUUUGCCACCAGAGGUGGUUCUUGCAUCGUAGCUCCGAGCGGGGAUAUGCUGAAAGGGCCGCUGUGGGAGGAAGUAGACGGCAUGAUGAUGGUGGGGGUGGACUUUGAUGAUUGUCUGAGAUACAGAUUGGAUUCAGAUGCUGCUGGAAGUUAUUCGAGCAGAAAUGACUCUUUUAAGUUGAUUGUGAAUGGUCUUGAUAUCAGUCCUCCUCUUUAG
Messenger RNA from Aspergillus costaricaensis CBS 115574, 1095 nucleotides. RefSeq names its product hydrolase. NCBI's taxonomy places the organism in Eukaryota, Fungi, Ascomycota, Eurotiomycetes, Eurotiales, Aspergillaceae. The record is from RefSeq and is a predicted model, not a curated record. Bases 64 to 1095 code for a protein of 343 amino acids. Gene Ontology annotation, molecular function: catalytic activity. The transcript is spliced from 4 exons.